AUGGAAUACAUCAUCAGAACAUUUACAUGCGUGGUUCAGCACACCCACAACGCCGACGACAUUGUUGAAAAUGCCACCGCUCUGUUAGAUGGCAGCUCAAAUGCAACUGACAUCUCGGACCACGACCGUUUAGGGCUUCUCGACUUUCCCGAUUCAGUGAUUCAAGAAGCAAAUGUGGCUGCAACGACGAGCUUGUCCAAAGCCGAAUUACUCGAGCGAGCGGCCUCAUCCCCAUCAACUCUUAGUGCCGGCGAGAUUGAUCUCCUCAAACGACGGUACUGGCUCGGCCUGACCAGGGAACAAAUGACGCCGUCCUUCAGUUCUGCCGCUAAACGAGAUCUCUACUCCCUCACACAGGAGCAGCUGCAACAAGCAACAGAUCAACUGAAGAAGGUCCGCGCCAUGCUCUUCGACGCCAACGAAGAGGAUGCCUUGUGGAAUGCUGAGAUGGAAGACUGGCGCCGUAUGAUGGAUGCUUCUAAGCAGCGGAAGAAGCAAGAAGUCGAGAGUCGACUUCCUACUGCACAGCCCUGGAUGAAGCGAUUGUGGGAUGAGGAUCAAGCUGAGAAGAAUUGGGGCUACGCCGUGUUUCGUGACCUCAAGGCGGCCAACGAGGAAUAUGAAGUGAGAAAAGAUGCUGCUCUCAUGAAUGCACGAGGGGCGAUCGGCUGUGGAGACACAAUUGGUGCCAGAUGGAGACUACAGUAUCUGGAUCAGCCCGAAGAUGACAAGGAACUGGAACCAAGCCAGGCCGCCUCAGAUGCCAACGACAAAGAAAAUGAGAAAACUGCAUCAGAGCUUGAAGCAAGAUUUCAGGUGUUGCGCCAGCACUUUCGAAAGGUUCGUGAUCGCACUCUCAAAAGACAGAGUACAGCUCUCUACCCACAGACAGAUCGUAGUGAACUUCGAGAUGGCAUUCUCAGGAAUGUGUUUCUUGUCAUCGACCAACAGUGUGUGGAGUCCCUCUCCUCUCAGACGGCAAACGUCGACGACAUGUGGGUGUAUGCAGUGGAUCCGGAUUAUACACAUCCUACAGGUACAACUGCCCCCGAAGUUCCAUCAAAGGAGUACAGAGGCUACUUGCGUGUGCGACUACAGCAGUUGGUAAACAACUUCUUCGAUGCCCGACGAUUUCACGCCGAUGAGUUUUCCAUGCAGGCACUCUGGACUGCUGCACAAGCAAGCAGAAAUCAGGCUUUUGUGUCGGUUAAGGAGUCGGAGCAACAUCUUUGGACAUUCAACAGAUUUGUUGGCAGCGCGCUUCGCCCAGAGGGUGUAGCACGCCCCACGGUCAAGCUUCUAUAUUGA
This is a messenger RNA of Aureobasidium melanogenum CBS 110374, 1308 nucleotides long. RefSeq lists its product as uncharacterized. The transcript has a single exon. The record is from RefSeq and is a predicted model, not a curated record. NCBI's taxonomy places the organism in Eukaryota, Fungi, Ascomycota, Dothideomycetes, Dothideales, Saccotheciaceae. The coding region runs from base 1 to 1308 and encodes 435 amino acids.